Mizuhopecten yessoensis (Yesso scallop) is the source of this 798-nucleotide messenger RNA. RefSeq lists its product as uncharacterized. NCBI's taxonomy places the organism in Eukaryota, Metazoa, Mollusca, Bivalvia, Pectinida, Pectinidae. The transcript is spliced from 3 exons. The record is from RefSeq and is a predicted model, not a curated record. Bases 1 to 798 code for a protein of 265 amino acids.
AUGAUGUUACCAAGGGGUGUUGCUGAAGACCUAAAAGAAGCGGGCGGGGACAGAAGCUGUGUGCUCACUAUCGAGAGCAAUGGCCUAACCAAUGCGAACAAUGAUGCUACCAAUGAGAACAAUGAUGUUACCAAAGAGAACAAUGAUGUUACCUAUGAGAAUAAUGAUGUUAGGAAUGAGAACCAUGAUGUUACCAAGGAGAACAAUGAUGUUACCAUUGAGAACAAUGAUGUUACCAAUGAGAACAAUGAUGUUACCAAUGAGAACAAUGAUGUUUUCAAUGAGAACAAUGUUACCAAGAAGAACAAUGAUGUUACCAAUGAGAACAAUAAGGUUACCAAUGAGAACAAUGAUGUUACCAAUGAUGAGAACAAUGAUGUUACCAAUGAGAACAAUGAUGUUACCAAGGAAAACAAUGAUGUUACCAAGGAGAACAAUGAUGUUACCAAUGAGAACAAUGAUGUUAUGAAGGAGAACAAUGAUGUUACCAAGGAGAACAAUGAUGUUACCAAUGAGAACAAUGAUGUUACCAAGGAAAACAAUGAUGUUACCAAGGAGAACAAUGAUGUUACCAAUGAGAACAAUGAUAACAAUAAGGUUACCAAUGAGAACAAUGAUGUUACCAAGGAGAACAAUGAUGUUCCCAAGGAGAACAAUGAUGUUACCAAUGAGAACAAUGAUGUUACCGAUGAGAACAAUGAUGUUACCAAGGAGAACAAUGAUGUUACCAAUGAGAACAAUGAUGUUACCAAUGAGAACAAUGAUGUUACCAAUGAGAACAAUGAUGUUACCAAGUAG